CCGGGAGCCCGCGCGCCGAGCGAGCGAGCGAGCGAGCCCGGAGCUGGCGGCUGGAGCGGGGUGUGGCGGACAACCCCGAGAGGAGAGGGAGAGCUGCCCGAGCCUGUUGCAUCUCGCCCGAAACCUUCACUUUGUAACAAUCAAAUGAGAAGUUUCUGCUGAGACGUCGGCUGGUUCUUUUUCACCUCUUGGAGGUUGGAAUCUGAAUUAAAGAAGAACUUUUCAAACACAUCUAAAACGAAUUUAUCCCUUCCUAACUGGCCAUGGGUUGCACCAUCAGCGCCGAGGACAAGGCAGCCGCGGAGCGCUCAAAAAUGAUUGAUAAAAAUCUGCGGGAGGACGGCGAGAAAGCGGCCCGGGAGGUGAAGUUGCUGCUGCUGGGUGCUGGCGAAUCAGGAAAAAGCACAAUCGUGAAACAGAUGAAGAUUAUUCAUGAAGAUGGAUACUCAGAAGAAGAAUGCAGGCAGUACAAAGCUGUGGUGUAUAGUAAUACCAUCCAGUCUAUAAUGGCCAUCAUCAAAGCUAUGGGAAACCUGAAGAUUGAUUUUGGAGAGCCCAGCAGAGCCGAUGAUGCUCGCCAAUUGUUUGCGUUGUCUGGGACUGCUGAGGAGCAAGGCAUCUUGCCCGAAGACCUGGCAAAUGUGAUCAGGAGGCUUUGGGGCGAUGCUGGAGUUCAAGCUUGUUUUGGCCGAUCCAGAGAAUACCAACUUAAUGACUCUGCUGCAUAUUAUCUGAAUGAUCUUGAAAGGAUAGCAAGAUCUGAUUACAUCCCCACCCAGCAGGAUGUACUGCGGACCAGAGUCAAGACCACAGGCAUCGUAGAGACCCAUUUUACUUUUAAGGACCUACAUUUCAAGAUGUUUGAUGUUGGAGGACAAAGAUCUGAGAGAAAGAAGUGGAUCCAUUGCUUUGAAGGUGUCACUGCUAUCAUUUUCUGUGUCGCUCUUAGUGCUUAUGACUUGGUUCUUGCUGAGGAUGAGGAAAUGAACCGCAUGCAUGAGAGCAUGAAACUGUUCGACAGUAUUUGCAACAACAAGUGGUUCACCGAAACUUCAAUUAUUCUCUUCCUCAACAAGAAGGAUCUCUUUGAAGAGAAGAUCACCAAGAGUGCUUUGACUAUCUGUUUCCCUGAAUAUACAGGAGCAAAUGAGUAUGAUGCAGCUGCUGGCUACAUUCAGACCAAAUUUGAAGACCUUAAUAAGCGGAAGGACACCAAGGAAAUCUACACACACUUCACAUGUGCCACCGACACAAAGAACGUGCAGUUUGUAUUUGAUGCAGUCACUGAUGUCAUCAUCAAGAACAACCUGAAGGAUUGUGGCCUCUUCUAAGAAGUGAAGAUGAAGUUACUUGAACUGCUUGGUAUGGAGGAUCCCAGAGGAAGGACUGCAUCAAUUAAAAUCAGCUUUCUGCUUUUAACAGCUUUUUACCAGAGACUUAAGACCAUAAAUGCAUCACAAACUUCAGUCUUUCUAUCCCCUGAUAAUGCAAAAUUUGUACUAUUUAAUUAAUUUUAUUUUUACAAAAAAGCUUUGUUUUGAAGUUAUCACCCAUAUGCUUGUAGAAUUAGCAAAAUGUUGUUAGUGCUGGCAAAACUCACCAUAAUUCAGUUAUGUGGGGCAUGAUAAGCCAUAUUUCUAGAUGUGCAUUUUAGUUGUUUAGAGCAUGUGAGAAAUUAAGUCUGAUUCCUUUACAAGCAUAAAGCAGUGGCUUAACAAAAUGAGAUGGCCAUUAUGUCAAACCACUUGUGUCCUUGUUAACAAAAAAAGUUCUUUUAUAUGUGAGAAAGUUGGUUUGUCCAAGUAAGUUGCAUGUAAAUCAUAGAUGGCUCCUGAUUCUCAAUGUUUGCACAACUAGCAUUCUUUACGUAAGAAUUUUAAGUGUUAAAGUGGUGGCUUGAAAAUGGCUUUAUUAGCUACAAAGCUGCAAAUUCAUUUAACAUAUAUUUAAAAUGUAAGUAACCCUCAAUGUACUGAUAUGAAUUUUGCUGCAGUAAGUUUUGUGCCUUGAAUAUAACUUUGUUUACAGGUGUAACUGAGUUCUGCUUAAUUUUAUUAUUUUUAUUAUUUCUUGCCCCAUGAAAAUUGUGAUGGGAGUGAUUUUAUUUUAAUUGGCUUGACUAAAUGAGGAAGAACUGGCUAGCUGGUUGUUUAUUCACUUUAUACAUGGAAAAAUUGAGUCUCAAAUUAAGUUACUGUUUGCACCAUUAAUUCCAAUCAGGGCUUGUCUCUUGGUCUGGAUUUUAAAUUUCUUCUGUAUUUUUUAAUGGUGAACUCUUCUCUAAAUCCCAUUCCUCAAAAAAAAAAGUCUCCCUCCCCAAAUCACCCAAAUGUAUGGUCAAUUCAUUUCUAAGCCACCAUCCUGUUUUCAUACACAUCCAUUGAUAUGGGUGGUAUUAGCGUCUUGAUGAACUCCCUGGAUCUUCAACCCCAAUUCAGGCAUGUAUGGAAUGGACUUUUCUGUUCCCUUGACCAAACCUGUCUUUUCCCCACCUUGAGUGUUAGGACUGGUGGAUUCAGUAUCAUAUUGCAGCCUUUCUGAAUGAAUAGUGUAACCAAUUGAAGAUAGUUAGGUGUUGAGGCCACAUAACACUAUGGAUGUCAAUGAAGAGCCCUGCAUUUCUGCUUUCUGGCCAGCACUCAACUGUCUAAAGAACCUUUGACAUCUAAUUGCUAAAGUCAUCUAUGAUAGUCAUCCCAUUAUCUCUCUCAGGAAGGUCAAGAUACACACAUAAAUAUGAUCCACAAGCCUUUAUCACAAGUAGAUCAAUAACUGUUACCAGAAUCAUUGCUGAUUUUUCAUUCACGUUGAUAAUACAGAUUUAUGUUAUUUGCUGUAACUUGUGUAACUCAAAGGGUGCACUCCUAUUUUCAACAGAACUUGCUCACAGAUUUCAACUUCCAUUCAUUAAACUUUCUUGUCCAGUUGAGCACUUUUAUAUUGCUUGCAGCAGCCUAGUUCCAGAGAGCCAGUGUCAGCUGAUGUAAUUGUCAGUAUUCUGAAAUAAUAAGUAAUUAGGGUUAAACUGCAUAAACUGUGGUGAUGCUCAGUGCCUGAAACAUUGAAGCUCCCCAAUAGCCUUUUACUUGACCGUUUGUCUUACCAGUUUUCAGCUUGUGUUCUCUUAGCUCAUUUUUUUUAAAUAAGAAUUCUGCAGAUAGAUAAAUGUUUUAAUGGUCUUCUGUAUGCUUUGAUGCUUCAUAGCAGUUAACUUCCAUUCCAUUUCUUACCCAGUGCAAAUGUGUCUAUCAAGUUGUAAGUGCUAAUACUGGAAUGUGUCUCUAAAGUUAUAAGUACCUAUACUGGGCUUUGUAACAUUUCAGCAUGGUUUCUCAGGCAAGUCCUCCUCUGCAGACUUCUGACUAUUUAUUCCUUAUUAGUUACAAACGAACGUUAAAUGUUUCACUUUUGUGAGUUUAGAAGAGGGGUUUGUUUUGAUUUCACUUGGAUGUAAUUAAGGUUUUAAGAUUUUAAGAUUGCAUUUUAUUGUGUCUUGUGUAACUAAUAAAAUUAAGUUUAAUGUACAUUCACCCGUUUAAGCACAAUAUUGGGACUGGUUGAUGGUUUUAAGAAUCCCAGAUGAUAAGUCUAACGUGGCAGCACUUUUAACAUUCCAGAUACUAACUAAAUCUUUCUAUUGUUUAAAAAUUGAAAAUUUCAGUUUACUUCUGAGUGUAUACCACCAUUACAGUCUAAUUGGUGAAAUAAUUUCCUGUCAUAGUAAUUAGAUGGUGCAGUUUGAGCAGCUAAUAAAAGGAGUCUGAUUGAAUCCUGGUAUCAGUAUCUUGAUUGGAUGGAGGAAAUGCAACACUGGUGUCUGGGAUGUUAGCUGGUUUUCGAUAAUAUAAUUUUAAUAAGUGAUGCAGUUUUAAAUAUGAAAGAAUUGAUUUUUAUUCCAACAUGUAAUUCUUGACUGUGCAAAAAGAUCUUUUAAAGCUGUCUGUGGCCUUCAUUUCACUUGUGCAUUUUUUAAAAUGAAGUAAUUCUUAGCUUGCAUUAUAAAGUAGAUCCAGUAGGAAUUGUUCAGUAAUAGAAUUAUAAUAGAGCCUUUGUAUUCUGAGACUUGAGCUUAAGUUCAUGAAGGAAAGUUAAAACAUUUCAUGUUUUUUUUUUAUUGGCCAAGCUAUUUGUGAUCUCGGGUUGUGUUUAUGGCAUGCAACCAGGUUUCCUAAGGGUAAAGUUAAACUUGGGCACAGGGCAGGCUGGGUUUGGGCAGGGUGGGCCAGUGGUUGCAAUUUGACAAUAUUUGACUAUUUUUUGUCAUCAUUUAAUGUUACUUACAAACACACACCCACACUUAUGUUUAGUUUGUAAAGAGGCCAAAUGUAUUGCGACCACAUACGUUUCUUACAGUAUGUUACCUGGUGUAAAAAUAAAAGACCAAAUUAAUAAAGUACUUUUUAGAAGGA
Molecule: messenger RNA, 4409 nt
Organism: Hypanus sabinus (Atlantic stingray)
Lineage: Eukaryota; Metazoa; Chordata; Chondrichthyes; Myliobatiformes; Dasyatidae
Product: guanine nucleotide-binding protein G(i) subunit alpha-2
Exons: 9
Coding region: 264-1331 (355 amino acids)
Biological process (GO): adenylate cyclase-modulating G protein-coupled receptor signaling pathway; gamma-aminobutyric acid signaling pathway
Cellular component (GO): heterotrimeric G-protein complex
Molecular function (GO): GTPase activity; G-protein beta/gamma-subunit complex binding; G protein-coupled receptor binding
Source: RefSeq, a predicted model, not a curated record